AUGAAUUUCAUCCCUCCAGUCGAGUAUGUUCCGAAGGAGAGCAAGCCCGCCGCAUCAUCCAGCGCACCGAGACUGAGAAGGAAGAAAUCUCUAACGUCGCUCUGGCACCGUAACGACAUAGGGGAAGACGUACCGGCCGUUCCAGACAUUCCAAAAGCCUUCGCGGCGCCGAGCUUUGGCACCUACAAGCCCAUCACCAGUUCCCCGGGGAGCAAACUACCGCUACCGAGUCGAAGUACCGAGUGCAGACAUAUCGAUGAACCACCCGCCGGCUUUUCUGUGAACGAGACUCCAUCGCUAGGCUCGCCCGAGAAAAACAACCCCGCAGGUCCAGAAGGAUUGUGUGUCAGCGGUGUUAGUUUCAUGCAUCUUUCUGACAGUGACAGCGAGAGUGCGGUAUCAGAGAGACCAGCCUGGCUCGGUCGCAUCCGCCGCGCCAUCUCGAAGACAGACCUCCGCUCGCAAGGCGAGUCCUCGCCAUCAGCACCGACCAGCAGUCCAUCGCAAGCAUCAAUCAUCCCUAGUUCUCCAAGUAUAGACAGUCCUGGCGUUCAAGCACGUUUGCGCCGCCCUACCGACGCUGGAGGAACUACCGCGCAGCAGAGCUCCACCUACACUAACGGCUCAUCGCCCGCGCAUUCUGUGCGGUCCUCGAGUCCUUGGAAAGCGCCACCAUUUCCACGUGUCCGGCACGACUCGAGCUCGCAUGCUUUUCAAAACCCACCACUAGAUCCAGACUUCGCGUUCGACGACUUCAUAACGAGUGGCAAACCCCAGUCGACACCAUCGCCCGGCAUGGAGGCCCAGAGACGACCUAGCAAGAAUGCUCCUCCUGUGGAUCCGGCCCGGACUUGCAAAUACGACACCGUUUCUGUUCAGACUUCGAGAGAGUCUGUCGAAGGUUACUUAAGCUUCCUGUCACAACCGAGACCCCGCGGCCUACCAAUGCCUGACAUGAUUGAGGAAGAUGAAGGAGAAUGGACCAGAGCUGUCGAGUGGGUGCGCGGACAGGAAGCCGACCGAGUUCUUCGCGAAGCGGAGGCAGCUAAAGCGAACGAGAAGAUUUUGAGAACGGAAGAAGCCCUGCGGGCUCAACAGGAAGCAGACUGGCAGAUGAACCUCGGACUUGCCAAACAGUUCAUUCGCCGGACCAGCACCUAUUGGGUUCCUCGGCAGAACUCUGAUGAGCUUUUGACGGACGAGGCUCGUCGCAAUGCGAUUGCUGAGGCUCUCAACUUGGCCAGCAAAAACGGGAACUCAUACCCUGGGUUCACAGAGCUUCGCAGGAGAUUCUUUGCAGCAAUUACCAACCCCUUCUCGAGGUCGAACGGCGAGAAAGUACCCAAAUCUGCUCCUCUGCCAUAUCGUUCGGCAUGGCACAAUGCCUCUACUAGUGGGCGUUCCUCGCCAAGUACAGCUCAGGAGAGCUCAGCAUCCACCGAGCGUACUUUUGCAACGUGUCAGGUCAACUCUAUCCGGUCUAAUCAACUCGAGUCUCAGUCUCAGUCAUCGCCUUCGCUGCAGCUCCGGUCUGACACGACUAGUGAAGCACGCAAUGGGCUUGGAAUCCACGUCGAUGCGCCUGAUCUCGACGCCCGCGAUGUUGCCCUCAAUGGCCUUUCCAGCCCACAUCCAUCAUCCGACACGGCCACCKAGGAUGCUGAAGCUCGAUCACGUCUCCAGGCCUCAGCAUCGGCAACUCUCGCGAGUUCAAAGGUCUUCAAAGUCGACCGCGACUCAAAGAUCCAAGACCGAUACGUGCCGAAGCGUGGUCCAGACUUCUACAAGACACUCGAUAGGGAACGCGCGCUUGCAGAGAUCCGAAUGGGCGUGUCAAAUGGACCACUCCCUUCGCCUCCGUUCCCACGAAAGGACUCCAUGUUUGAAAACUCCCCGACACCCAUUAACAAAGGACACCUCGGGUCGUCAGAGCAGAACAUCUUCAAGAGAGUCGCCAAACAUCCGACCCUGCGCACAGUGAAAUCAACAUUGUCGCUGCGGUCUCCCGAUGCAACUGAGAUUGUACAGGUACCCGUCACGCCAACCAUGGCAAAUCACCCUGCUUUCCGUUCACCCGCCACCACGCCUGUGACACCCACCGCGAAAGUACCUCGCCAAACCUUUGCCCAGAGGUUUACUAGCAAGACGAAGACGAAGACAUCUCGCGCGAGCACGUCCACUACGUCCUCAGAUCCUGCGAUGGCGCAGCUCGCCGCCGCCAUCUCCAGAUCGCCAUCGCAAAAAUCCACCAUGUCAGUAGCCACUGGCGAGGAUCGCUGGGCGCAGCGGGUGCGCCAGAAAUCCAAGAUCGAGCAGCAGUGGAAAGACGAAGGAGUUUUGAGCUCAACCAUUCAACAACCGCCACCUUUUGGUACACCUGGUAUUGGGGGCAACGCUCAGGGUGCCCUGUCCAUCCAAAAUGGUCCCACAGGCUCUUCACAGCAGUCAUCUCUCGAAACACCAAACUCACCGGUGUCUCUCCUAUCGAGACUCGCGGCUAGUUCUACUACCAGCCCGCAAACUCUACAGAACACGUUGCCGCAGCUCAGUCGCCGCACCCAAGACUCGCCAACGCCGCUGAACAUCAGGAAGGGUAUUCCGAGUCCAAAAUCGCACCUUGGUCUUUCGCCGGACUCGCCUGCGGGGUUGCAAGUUCCGAAGCUACGAGUACAUCCCGCUAUGCGUCGGGUAUUGGAGCAAGAUGUCACAGAUGCCCCAGAGAACUCGAGCAUCGUCCCUUCGCUYAACAGUGACAAAGAUCCGUUCGCAAAGAGCGGCAGCGUGAGCAAGAGAAAUGAACAUGGAGACUGGCCUCUCUCAAAUACCUCCAAUGAGCAAAUACCAACCGAUGGUCACUUCGACAGUGUCAUCACAUCAUGGAGACAUGCCUCCGCUACCAAGGAGUCCGUGCCCUCGAGCCCAGGUCUAGUCGGGGAUGGCGAUGUCACCGGCACGCACCAACACGUCCGCAAUUACCUCGACUUGGACCGACUCCACGCUCCUUCUGAUGGCAAACCACAUCCAAACCACCCAUAUCGUUGGGAUUCGAUGAAUGUGAUGUGCAAGGACAUCCACACCAACGCGCGCAAUUCCAGCGAGACCACUGUCACAGGCACCGACGACCCAAGCGUGAGACAUUGCUCAUUCUGUCGUGAGAGCUGCUGCUACUACGGCUUGCAGAUCGGCCGUGCCAAUGUGCAGGCCAUGGGACGAGAUCAGACUUUGGAAGAGCUGAAGAACAAGGCUGCCAGUCACAUCUUCUUCCUUCGCGGAAGCUGCCCAAAUGGCAUCGAGGAGUAUCAGACCCUCAUGGAGUGCGAAUAUUGUGGCCGGAUCUGUUGCCCAAGCUGCGCCGUCAUUUGCCAGUACCCGCAUUGCAACCGACCUGUGUGCGCGCAGUGCGUGGAGAGCGACCACGGAAUUUGCGAUCAGCACUGA
This is a messenger RNA of Ramularia collo-cygni, 3438 nucleotides long. RefSeq lists its product as uncharacterized. Bases 1 to 3438 code for a protein of 1145 amino acids. Lineage: Eukaryota; Fungi; Ascomycota; Dothideomycetes; Mycosphaerellales; Mycosphaerellaceae. The transcript has 4 exons. The record is from RefSeq and is a predicted model, not a curated record.